UUCACCUCUUCAUCCUCAAAUAUUUUUUUCAAUGUUAGUGGAAGAAUCGAUUCCCUCCACUCCAGCAAGAAACUCCAGAGCUAUAAAACAGAACCUCUUCUCUCUGCUAGAGUGCUGCAGUACCCUCAAAAAGCUCUGCCAAAUCCAUGCCCAAAUAGUCAUUAACGGUUUUACCCAGAAGAAUUAUAUCCUUGUCAAGCUAUUAUCAUUCUAUGUUGCUUCUGGUUAUCUCAAGCAUGCCUUAAGAGUUUUUGAAGGUAUUGAAAAGCCUAGUGCCACUGUUUGGAAUCAGAUGAUCAGAGGGCAUGCUCAGAGUCAAACUCCAAGAAAAUCCAUCGAGUUGUACAAUAGAAUGGUGGCAGCGGAGGCUGAGCCGGAUGGGUUUACAUAUUCGUAUCUUUUAAGUGCUUGCGCGAGAGCGGAGUUGUUGAGAGAAGGGGAGCAGGUGCAUGGGAGGGUUUUGGCAAAUGGGUAUUGCUCAAAUGUGUUUGUCCAGACGAAUUUGGUUAAUUUAUAUGCUAUGAGUGGAGUUAAUGAUAUCAGCCAUUCACGGCGCGUGUUUGAGGAAAUGAGUGAUAGAAGUGUUGUGAGUUGGAAUUCAUUGCUUGCGGGGUAUAUCAGGUGUGGGGACAUUGAUGGGGCGUGGAGAAUAUUUGAUGAUAUGCCUGAUAGGAAUGUUGUAUCUUGGACAACCAUAAUUUCAGGAUGUGCUCAGAAUGGUAGGUAUAAGCAAGCUUUGUCUUUGUUUAGUGAGAUGAGGAGGGCUCAUGUGGAAGUGGAUCAGGUUGCAUUGGUUGCAGUGUUAUCAGCAUGUGCCAAAUUAGGAGAUUUGAAUUUGGGAAAGCAGAUUCAUUGGUACAUUGAAGAGAGAAUCAGUGCUAGGAACCAGACGUUGUCAGUGUCUUUAAACAAUGCACUCAUACACAUGUAUGCUAGCUGUGGUGUGAUUGAUGAAGCUUAUAAAGUGUUCAACAUAAUGCCGUGUAAAAGCAAUGUUUCUUGGACUAGCAUCAUCACGGGUUUAGCAAAGCAGGGAUGUGGAGAAGAAGCUCUUGAUGUCUUUUGCUCCAUGCUAAGAUUGGGAGCAAAUCAAGUAAGACCUGAUGAAGUAACCUUCAUUGGGGUUCUGUGUGCCUGCAGCCAUGCUGGACUUGUUAAUGAAGGCCGCCGUCUCUUUGAGCAUAUGAAUAAAACUUGGGGAAUCAGCCCAAAAAUUGAGCACUAUGGGUGCAUGGUGGAUCUCCUAAGCCGUGCUGGUUUCCUAGAUGAAGCAUAUAGGCUAGUUGAGAGUAUGCCCAUUAGGCCAAAUGAUGCAGUUUGGGGUGCUCUCCUUGGUGGUUGUAGAAUUCACAAGAAUGCUGGCCUUGCUUCCCAUGUUGCACAGAAACUGGCAGUUGGACUAGACCCUGAGCAAGCUGCAGGGUAUCUUGUACUCUUGUCAAAUGUUUAUGCAACCGGUAAAAGGUGGCAAGAUGUUCUUGGUGUGAGACAGAAGAUGGUUGAGAUGGGUGUAAGAAAGCCUUCAGGCCGAAGUUGGGUCCAAAUUAAUGGAGUCGUGCAUGAUUUUGUUGCAGGUGACAGUGACCAUAAGCAUGCACCUUUAAUAUAUGAGAUGCUUGGUCAGAUCACCAGACAAGCACGGCAGAAAGGCUACAAACUAGAUUUAAUUGAGAGAUUUUUGGAUGCUGAGGAAUGAGGAAAAUAAUUCGUUUUGACCUCUUGCACAAUCUACAUUCUACAUUAUCUCUACAUGCUAGAGUUUGGAAGUUUCCUGUAUUCAUAUUUUUGAAGUCUACGGAGUUGCUCUCAAAAUAUUGCUUGAUUUUCGUUUCAGACACUCAAAACCAUUGAGUCAUAGUAAUUGAAGAACCCAUCACUGGGAAAGGGCUUGAUGCUUUUACUGCUGAUCUCUCAUCUUUAGAUUCUUAGUUCUUGAAAGAUGGGUCACAUGAAGAGAGAAGCACAGCUGCCUUUAAUUUUUUGUGUAUG
Molecule: messenger RNA, 1989 nt
Organism: Juglans regia (Persian walnut)
Lineage: Eukaryota; Viridiplantae; Streptophyta; Magnoliopsida; Fagales; Juglandaceae
Product: pentatricopeptide repeat-containing protein At5g66520-like
Exons: 1
Coding region: 32-1696 (554 amino acids)
Biological process (GO): RNA modification
Molecular function (GO): RNA binding; protein binding
Source: RefSeq, a predicted model, not a curated record